AUGACUUCAUUUGACGCAUAUACCGACCGCGCCGCGAAAGCUCUAGCAGACAGCUUCGAUCUAGCUAAGGGCUAUGCGCACUCACAACUCACACCCCUCCACCUCGCCGUAUCGCUUAUAGAUCCGCCCAAAGAUCUAGCGAACCAGGUUGAUGUCCCACCGCCGCCGCUAUUCAAGCAAGUCCUCGAACGCGCGAAUGGCGACCCCCAACUCUUCGAGCGCAACCUGAAGAAGGCUAUGGUACGGUUACCAAGCCAAGACCCUCCACCAGAGCGUACCUCACCUUCACCUGCUAUGGCCAAGGUGCUUCGCGCUGCAGAAGACUUGAGCAAAACACAGAAAGAUAGCUUCAUUGCCGUCGACCACCUCAUCCAGUCGCUUUGCCAGGAUGCUCAAUUACAACGAAUCCUUGCCGAGUCGAACGUUCCGAACGUAAAGCAAAUCGACAAUGCUAUCCAAGCACUUCGAGGCACAAAGCGGGUAGACUCCAAGACGGCUGAUGCCGAAGAGGAGAACGAGAACUUGAAGAAGUUUACCAUCGAUAUGACAGCAAUGGCACGGGAGGGCAAGAUCGACCCUGUCAUUGGUCGAGAAGACGAAACACGCAGAGUCAUCCGCAUCUUGACUCGACGAACCAAAAACAACCCAGUCCUCAUCGGAGAGCCUGGUGUUGGUAAGACUACAGUUGUCGAGGGUCUUGCCCGCCGCAUUGUCGAUGCGGAUGUACCUGCCAACCUCGCAGCCUGCAAACUACUGUCUCUCGAUGUCGGUGCAUUAGUCGCUGGCAGCAAGUACCGUGGAGAGUUUGAAGACCGCAUGAAGGGUGUUCUGAAGGAGAUUGAGGAGUCAAAGGAGAUGAUAGUAUUGUUCGUUGACGAAAUCCAUCUUCUCAUGGGCGCUGGCUCUUCCGGAGAGGGAGGCAUGGACGCUGCCAACUUGCUGAAGCCCAUGCUGGCUCGUGGACAGCUUCACUGCAUCGGUGCGACCACCCUGGGCGAGUAUCGAAAGUACAUUGAGAAGGACGCUGCGUUCGAGCGUCGUUUCCAACAGGUUCUCGUCAAAGAACCAUCGAUCCCCGAGACUAUUUCCAUUCUUCGUGGUCUCAAGGAGCGCUACGAAACUCAUCACGGUGUCACCAUCAUGGACGGUGCUAUUGUUGCAUCCGCUACUCUUGCUGCUCGCUACCUCACUCAACGCCGACUGCCUGAUUCUGCCGUCGACCUGAUCGAUGAGGCUGCGGCAGCCGUCCGUGUCACAAGAGAAUCGCAACCCGAAGCGCUUGAUAAUCUCGAGCGACGCCACCGACAACUACAAAUCGAGAUUCACGCGCUUUCCCGAGAGAAGGAUGAGGCAUCUCAGGUCCGUCUGAAGGAGGCGCGAGCGGAAGCCGCCAAUAUUGAAGAAGAGCUUAAGCCGCUCCGUGAGAUGUACGAACGUGAGAAGGGUCGUAGCAAGGACAUUCAAGAGCAAAAGCUCAAGCUCGAAGGUCUCAAGACGAAGCUUGCUGAAGCCGAGCGUAUGCGCGACAUUCAGACUGCUUCAGACCUCAAGUACUACGCCAUUCCUGAUGUCGAGCAACGCAUCAGCGAGCUGGAGCGGGACAAGGCCCGCGCCGAUGCUGAGAUGUGGGCCCACCAGGCAAGUGGAGGUGGUGAGGCUCUCAUGAGCGACUCUGUCGGUCCAGAUCAGAUCAACGAGAUCGUCGCUCGCUGGACUGGUAUCCCUGUCACACGGCUGAAGACCACAGAGAAGGACAAGCUACUCAACAUGGAGCGCCAUCUCCAAGAAGUUGUUGUUGGCCAGAGGGAGGCUGUCGUUUCCGUCUCCAACGCCAUCCGACUACAGCGCUCCGGUCUGGCCAACCCCAACCAACCGCCCAGCUUCUUGUUCUGCGGUCCUUCUGGUACUGGUAAGACACUUCUUACAAAGGCUCUGGCAGAGUUUUUGUUCGACGAUGCAAAGGCCAUGAUUCGAUUCGACAUGUCCGAGUACCAAGAGCGACACUCCCUUAGCAGGAUGAUUGGUGCACCACCUGGCUACGUCGGACACGAUGCAGGAGGUCAACUUACCGAGGCUCUUCGUCGCAAGCCCUUCUCUAUCCUCCUGUUUGACGAGGUUGAGAAGGCUGCCAAAGAAGUACUCACUGUCCUUCUUCAACUCAUGGACGACGGUCGUAUUACCGACGGCCAAGGCAGAGUCGUUGAUGCAAAGAACUGCAUCGUCGUUAUGACAUCCAACUUGGGUGCUGAACACUUGUCUCGACCAAACGCACCCGACGGCAAGAUUGACCCCACCACCAAGGAGAUGGUCAUGGGUGCGUUGCGCAACUGGUUCCUCCCUGAGUUCCUGAACCGUAUUUCUUCCAUUGUCAUCUUCAACCGUCUUACCAAGCGCGAAAUCCGGAAGAUUGUCGAUGUGAGGUUGGGCGAGAUCCAGAAGCGACUCAACCAGAACGGCCGCAAUGUACGCAUCGAGAUGACGCCAGAGGUACGAGAUUACCUUGGCUCGGCAGGUUACUCACCAGCCUAUGGUGCCAGACCACUUGCACGGCUCAUCGAGAAGGAGGUCCUUAACCGUCUUGCUGUGCUCAUCCUUCGCGGUUCUAUCAAAGAGGGUGAGACAGCUAGGGUUGUGCUGGAUGACGGACACAUCUUGGUACUACCCAACCAUACCGACAGCGAGGACGACUCGGAAAUGUACGAUGAGUCCGAUGCUGUGGCCGAACUGGAUGACGCUGAUGGAGACAUGGAUCUUUACGACUAG
Alternaria arborescens is the source of this 2763-nucleotide messenger RNA. Its product is annotated as Heat shock protein. The transcript has a single exon. Bases 1 to 2763 code for a protein of 920 amino acids. Gene Ontology annotation, cellular component: cytoplasm; cytosol. Lineage: Eukaryota; Fungi; Ascomycota; Dothideomycetes; Pleosporales; Pleosporaceae. Gene Ontology annotation, biological process: cellular response to heat. Gene Ontology annotation, molecular function: ATP binding; ATP hydrolysis activity. The record is from RefSeq and is a predicted model, not a curated record.